CACAGCGCCGCGCCCCAGUCUGUGAGACGCGCACCGACAGAAACAAACGGUUGCAGAAAGAAACAGUGGACACAAUCCCACAAACGGAGAAAAACAUUAAGCUCCCCGCCUGUCCCCGAGUCGCUGUGGAUUCCAGCCGCACAUUUAAACCCCAAAAUCGCGUGUGUGAUGAACGGAGACUCAGGUGCAGGGGUGGUGACGGCCCCCCCUCCCACCAACCCCCCUCAUAAGGAGCGUUAUUUCGACCGCGUGGACGAGAGCAGCCCGGAGUACCAGAGAGAGAGGAACAUGGCACCCGACCUGCGGCAGGACUUCAACAUGAUGGAGCAGCGGAAGAGAGUGUCUAUGAUCCUGCAGAGUCCAGUGUUCUGUGAUGAGCUGGAGUCUCUGAUCCAGGAUCAGAUGAAGAAGGGGAAAACCCCCACCAGUUUGCUUGCCCUGCAGCAGAUCGCUGACUUCAUGACCACCAGCGUUCCCACCAUGUACCCCGCCGCCCCGCAGGGAGGCAUGGCUGCCCUCAACAUGAGUUUGGGGAUGGUGACUCCAGUCAAUGACCUGAGAGGUUCAGACUCCAUCGCUUAUGAGAAAGGAGAGAAGCUCUUGCGCUGUAAACUCGCUGCGUUUUACCGCCUGGCUGACCUCUUCGGCUGGUCUCAGCUCAUCUACAACCACCUGACUGUCCGGCUGAACACUGAACAGGAGCGUUUUCUGAUUGUCCCGUUCGGUCUUCUGUUCAGUGAGGUCACGGCCUCCAGUCUGGUGAAGAUCAACCUUCAGGGUGAGAUCGUAGACCGAGGCAGCACGAAUCUGGGCGUAAACCAGGCUGGCUUCACCCUCCACUCCGCCAUCUACGCGGCCCGGCCCGACAUCAAGUGCAUAGUGCAUAUUCACACGCCCGCUGGCGCCGCGGUGUCUGCUAUGAAAUGUGGUCUCCUGCCCAUUUCACCCGAGGCUCUGGCGCUGGGCGAGGUGGCGUACCACGAUUACCACGGUAUCCUGGUGGACGAGGAGGAGAACGUCCUCAUACAGAAGAACCUGGGUCCCAAGAGCAAGGUGUUGAUUUUGAGGAAUCACGGUCUGGUGUCUGUUGGAGAAACAGUUGAAGAGGCGUUUUACUACAUUCACAACCUGGUCACAGCCUGUGAGAUUCAGGUCCGCACCCUCGCCAGUGCGGGCGGUCCGGAUAACCUGGUCAUGUUGGACCCAGCCAAGUAUAAAUCUCGCCCACGCCACCUGGAGCCGGCUGGAGACGGGUCGAGCUCGCACCCGAAGUGGCAGAUCGGGGAGCAGGAGUUUGAGGCCUUGAUGAGGAUGCUGGAUAAUCUGGGCUACAGGACUGGUUACCCGUACCGUUGCCCGGCGCUGCGUGAUAAAGCUAAAAAGUACAGUGACGUUGAGAUUCCCGCUUCAGCCACGGGCUACUCAUACGCCGAGGACAGUGACUCGGGUGCGCGCUCCCCGUUAAAGCACAGCUUUCAGCGGCAGCAGCGGGACAAGACUCGCUGGCUAGCCGCCGCGCGGCCCGACGAGUCGGCAGAGGAAGGCCAGGACGGCAGCGGUAGCCCCAAGGCGAAGACUAAGGUGUGGACGAACAUAACACACGAUCACGUGAAACCCUUGCUGCAGUCUCUCUCGUCCGGUGUCUGCGUGCCAAGCUGUAUUACCAACUGCUUGUGGACUAAGGAGGACGGUCUCAGACAGGGUGCUGUGGCCAAUCAGUUUGUCCCGAUGAACACCAACCCCAAAGAGGUCCAAGAGAUGCGCAACAAGAUCCGUGACCAGAAUCUGCAGGACAAGAAGACGGCAGGUCCUCAGUCGCAGGUGCUCACGGGCUCCAUGGUGGACCGUUCGUUCGUCCAGAGAGUGACUAUAUGGCACGACGCUCCACUCUCUGACUGUACGGACUCUAUUGAUGGCAUUGACACUUCAGAGAGCUUUAGUCCUUCUAGGUCUAUUCGAAAGGGGGAGCUAGUCACCGCAUCUAAAGCCAUCAUUGAGAAGGAGUACCAACCGCGGGUCGUCAUCAAUAAAACGGGGCCAAACCCCUUCAACAAGUUCACAGACCAGGAUCUGGAGGAGUAUCGCAAGGAAGUGGAGUUCAAGCAGAAAGUCCCAGAAGCACAGGUGGAAGAGUCGGGCUCGGACGUCCCACAGGAGGAUCCGAGGGCCACCGCGGCCCCACCGCCCUCCAUAAUCCCCAGCCGCGGCACUGAAUCUGGGGGCCCGUCGGGGCACGACACCCCGGCGGAUCCUCCAGGAUCCCCUCAAAAGGACUUUCACUCUGCGGUUCUGAAGGCUCUGGGCUGUGAGCCGGAGCGAGACGGGACGCCUGCAGGUCAGACUGCGGAGGUUGAAGAUGGUCCAGUUCCCAGCAGCACCUGCACCCCCCCGAGCUCACCUGUGCGUGUGGAGGAAGAGGCACAUCAGGAACAGACGUCUAAAGACGACAGUGACGCCGCCACUUUAAGACAGACCCUCCCCGAUCUGACCCCCGAUGAACCCUUCGAAGCCGCCGCCCUCCCCGCAGAAGACCCCGCCCCCGAACUGACUGACUCCGCCCCUCAACAAGAGGGGGAGGAGCCUGUCGCAGGCGAUGAUGCGGCUGGUGACCAUGGCAGCGAUGAAUCACCAAACAAAUCCCCUUCAAAGAAGAAGAAAAAGUUUCGCACCCCGUCUUUCCUGAAGAAAAACAAAAAGAAGUCUGAAACCCAGUGAGGAAGCUUGGCAAUACCUUUCUUUAAAUCGAUUUGUUUUUGUACUGUGUCUGUUCACAUUAAUGCGUCGACCUUUUUAUUACAUUUUUAUUCUUUUAGCAGUUCUGGCUGAGCGCUGAAGUGCACUUUACGGCAAAGUGCGGCUUGUUAAUAAGCAUGAUCAUCGGUCAUCAUCUCUGUUUUUAUAUAGAAGAAAAAUGAAUAUGAAUAACCACUAUAUAAUGUAUUGGAAUGUAUCAAAUGUAAUAGAGAAAAAUGAAUUCAAGUUGAAAAUCCUCCUGGUGUUAAAUUAAGAUCUUUACUCCGCUGCAUGUUUAUAGUUUUUCAAAUCAUGUCUAUAAACGCCUAAAAAACCGAAUGAUCUGGAGUGAAAAUGCCUCAUUUAAUCCAGCAGUUUCACCUGACCAGGUUUACAAGAGUGUAAAACAUGCUUAUGAUCAUAUUCUGAUCAGCUUAAAUUUGUUUUUGGAUGGAAAUCGACUCGUUGAAUGAAUUUUUGUAAUGGACAUGCAGUGCGAGGCAUUGAGCGAAUCUCACAAAACCUGUACCAACGUGUUUCUGUCUCACAUUUCUCCCCAAAAUCAAAUAAAACAAACAAAA
This is a messenger RNA of Rhinichthys klamathensis goyatoka, 3314 nucleotides long. It is a transcript of the gene add1, whose product is annotated as adducin 1 (alpha). Gene Ontology annotation, cellular component: adherens junction; postsynaptic density; focal adhesion. Lineage: Eukaryota; Metazoa; Chordata; Actinopteri; Cypriniformes; Leuciscidae. Gene Ontology annotation, biological process: positive regulation of adherens junction organization; barbed-end actin filament capping; positive regulation of establishment of endothelial barrier. The transcript has 18 exons. Bases 169 to 2715 code for a protein of 848 amino acids. Gene Ontology annotation, molecular function: actin filament binding. The record is from RefSeq and is a predicted model, not a curated record.